This is a messenger RNA of Aspergillus bombycis, 1551 nucleotides long. RefSeq lists its product as uncharacterized. NCBI's taxonomy places the organism in Eukaryota, Fungi, Ascomycota, Eurotiomycetes, Eurotiales, Aspergillaceae. The coding region runs from base 1 to 1551 and encodes 516 amino acids. The record is from RefSeq and is a predicted model, not a curated record. The transcript has a single exon. Gene Ontology annotation, molecular function: protein binding.
AUGUCUUCUUCUCAAGAUCCCCACCGCGAGGCGGACGAUGCCUAUGUGGAUGCUGAUGAGGCAGAGGAAAUCUUUCAGCGCGAUGAGGACCACCCCAUGGAUUCCGACGGCGAGGAUGGCGACGAGCCCAUGACCUUCGAGCAGGAGGAAAUUACCCUGGAGAACGACUCUUCCGCUCAUUUUGAUCUUCACUCAGACUCGCUUUUCUGCAUUGCUCAGCACCCUGUCCACAACUCUAUUGUUCUCACUGGCUCCGGCGACGAUACCGCAUACAUCUUCGACUCCACACCAAACACUGAGCGCCCUCUUCUCCCACAAAGUUACGAGUCGAACCCUCAACCGAAGAAGGAGCGGGUAUCCCUGCAGCCUAUUGCAAAGAUUGAAGGCCACAAGGAUACCGUCAACGCUGUUGCGUUCACUGAACCCAAGGGUGAAUAUGCCGUGACCGCAGGUCUGGAUGGCCAGCUGCGCGUAUGGCGCGAUACUACCCCCCAGUUGACCGGCCAGGCUUGGGAGUUUGUCGCAGAGGCGCAGGAAGUAGAGGAAAUUAACUGGCUUGCUGUUUGCCCAUGCGAGAAGGGCGAUGAGGAGAACAGCAAUGUCAUUGCUAUGGGAGCAAAUGACGGUAGCGCUUGGGUAUUCCGCAUUGACCACAACGACACCGCUCAGCCCAUCUCGAUCAUGCAGACCUUCUUCCAGCACACCGGAUCCUGUACCGCGGGUGCCUGGACACCCGAUGGAAAGCUGCUCGCGACCGUCUCGGAGGAUGGCAGCUUCUAUGUGUAUGACGUCUUUGGCGCUGCCGCCGCCGCCGGUAUCUCUUACUCUGCUGGUACUAGUGCCGUCGUCGGAUUGACCCCGGAGGACCAGCGGUUUGCGGUUGAUGGAGGACUUUACUCGGUCGCGGUUGCGCCAGGUGGUGGAUUCGCUGCUGUUGGCGGUGCGGAAGGUCAAAUCAAGAUUGUCGGUCUUCCUCGUCUUGCGGCUGGCGGGGCAGCAUCUAAAGCGAAGGGCAAGGCGGCCGCCUCUCAGUCAACCGGUGCUGCUGCUGGUACCAUCCUGGCCUCACUUCAGGCUCAGUCCGACGGCAUUGAGACUUUGUCAUUCUCUUCCCCUCCUCUGAGUCUUCUCGCUGCGGGCUCGGUCGAUGGAUCGAUUGCGCUGUUUGACACCGCCCACCGCUUCGCUGUCCGUCGCCAUAUCAAGGAGGCGCAUGAGGGUGCCGUAGUCAAGGUUGAGUUCCUUCAGAGUCGCUCCGCCCCCGCCUCUUUGCCUGCCCGUGGUCCGAUUGCAUCUGCUGCAUCUGGACAGGGCCAACCGUGGCUUCUCACUACCGUCGGCAUGGACGGUAUCGUAAGGCGGUGGGAUGCGCGCGGUGGUACGGCCGCUGCCGCACAGGGUCUGUUGAAGGAAUGGAAGGGCCAUUUGGGUCUCACGGAGAACUCGGAGGGUGAGCAAUCCGGUGGCAUUAUGGCCUUUGCCCAAAGUCUGGAUGGAAAGCGUGUUGUUACGGCCGGUGACGAUGGCAUCUCACUCGUCUUCGAAGAGUAA